CUUAGUGGAGAGAAAAGUGUACGCUUCUGUUUUAGUCAUGUAAGAUUUUGUCCACAGAAACUAAAAUGACAAUUGACCCGAGUCGGGUAGUUCCACGAGUAGUCAUGGCAGUUUUAGUGGGAAUAGCAUUUAUUUUGCUGGUCCAAUUUGAGCUUCGUCACAGGAAGAAUCAAAAAGAUGAUGAAAUUUCAAAUGAUAGCAUAUUCACCAUCUUAAGCCACAAACUGGAGUCUGUAUUUAAAUUUGGUAGUGAAGUUAACGACACGACUAGCGGAAAAAAACGUUCAGUUAUCGGUGAUUCCGGAAAAUCUCUUGAUAAGUCAGACAUUCCUGAUGUAAGAAAUUUGGAAUCUACAAGUCCUGAUAAUAAACAUGCCAACAAUAAAAGUUUGACGAAUAUAAUAUUUAAUGAAAGUUAUGUUCAGUCAGAAAAAGUACCAGAUAAAAUUAGGACUACUUUGAUUCGAAAAGAGUAUAUAUCUAUAAAUGAGACUAGUGCCAACGAAAAACAAAGUCUCAACUCAUUCUCACUUCGGGAAUGUUUUAGUAAGCGAGGUGUUGUUAUUUUAAUGAGCUUAGCAAGCAUUAUUUCAUUUCUGUUGGGCUCUUUCUGUUGUUUAGGAAAACAACUCUUAUGGAGUGAGAAGCAUUUUUCUCCAAACAAGUGGUGGAUGUCGAGAAAUGAGGAACUGUGGAACUUUACCAGCUUAGUUAGACAGAGAAGUAAGUCUUUAGUCACAGAAUCCCAGUCUACAGUUACAGACGAUUCAGUGGUACCUUUAUUGUCCAGCGAUGCUUCCAUUUGUACAGUACAGCCAACAAACACACCAUCUCUACUUAGCACAGGAUCUUUAUCGGUGAACACCACUUGUUCUCAAACUACAGUUUCUUCAUCUGUUAGCACUGCUUCUUCUUCCAUUAAAUCGUCUAUGCCAAUCCAUAAUUUCUUGUUUGUCAAGUCACCAGUGUUGAAUAAUGAGUCAUAUUUUGUCAAGCCACCAGGGCGAACCAUUAGUACACCAUUGGUGAAAUCAUCACCUUUGACCGUUGCUUCAGAGUUCGUUAGAUCAACAGAACGAGUUGUCAGACCACAUUUGAUUGAAACAACGCAGAAAGCUGGACCAGGAUCAACUAUUAAAGAUGGUUUGUGAAUAACUACCGGUACAUCUACCAGUGGUGUUACCAUCUAUUAGCCAAUGACAUUACGUAAUUAAGUGGUUAUUUGUCAACUCCAGGAUUUUCAAUUAAUUUAUUUUUCGCGGACUAAUGUGAAGCAGAAUAAAAAUUGUAUGAUGCGAGAUAAGAUAACUUUCUGGCUGAAUUUCUCAGCUACUUAAAAUAAAACUAAACAAAAUUAGGUAUCAUUUAAGAAAUCUUUUGUGGAAUAAUUCACUGAAAUAUAUUCGCAUUUCACCCCAUUUGUAUUAAUAAAAUCUG
Messenger RNA from Limulus polyphemus (Atlantic horseshoe crab), 1437 nucleotides. RefSeq lists its product as uncharacterized. NCBI's taxonomy places the organism in Eukaryota, Metazoa, Arthropoda, Merostomata, Xiphosura, Limulidae. The record is from RefSeq and is a predicted model, not a curated record. The transcript is spliced from 2 exons. Bases 66 to 1151 code for a protein of 361 amino acids.